Cydia splendana is the source of this 1467-nucleotide messenger RNA. RefSeq lists its product as uncharacterized. The transcript has 9 exons. The record is from RefSeq and is a predicted model, not a curated record. The coding region runs from base 1 to 1467 and encodes 488 amino acids. Lineage: Eukaryota; Metazoa; Arthropoda; Insecta; Lepidoptera; Tortricidae. Gene Ontology annotation, molecular function: oxidoreductase activity, acting on a sulfur group of donors, disulfide as acceptor.
AUGUGGGUGGUAUAUUUGAUCCAGGUUCCGUCCCACUUCAAGGACACAGUGUCCCUGAAAGUGUACUACGAGAGCCAUUGCCCCGGCAGCGUGAAGUUCUUCAAGGAGCAACUGGCUCCGUCGCUGGAGCGGCUGGGGCGACAUCUGGACGUUCAUAUGAUACCGUAUGGACAUGCAAAGGACACAGUGUCUCUGAAAGUGUACUACGAGAGCCAUUGCCCCGGCAGCGUGAAGUUCUUCAAGGAGCAACUGGCUCCGUCGCUGGAGCGACUGGGGCGGCAUCUGGACGUCCAUAUGAUACCGUAUGGACAUGCAAAGGACACAGUGUCCCUGAAAGUGUACUACGAGAGCCAUUGCCCCGGCAGCGUGAAGUUCUUCAAGGAGCAACUGGCUCCGUCGCUGGAGCGGCUGGGGCGGCAUCUGGACGUCCAUAUGAUACCGUAUGGACAUGCAAAGGACACAGUGUCCCUGAAAGUGUACUACGAGAGCCAUUGCCCCGGCAGCGUGAAGUUCUUCAAGGAGCAACUGGCUCCGUCGCUGGAGCGGCUGGGGCGACAUCUGGACGUUCAUAUGAUACCGUAUGGACAUGCAAAGGUUCCGUCCCACUUCAAGGACACAGUGUUCCUGAAAGUGUACUACGAGAGCCAUUGCCCCGGCAGCGUAAAGUUCUUCAAGGAGCAACUGGCUCCGUCGCUGGAGCGACUGGGGCGGCAUCUGGACGUUCAUAUGAUACCGUAUGGACAUGCAAAGGUUCCGUCCCACGUCAAGGACACAGUGUCCCUGAAAGUGUACUACGAGAGCCAUUGCCCCGGCAGCGUGAAGUUCUUCAAGGAGCAACUGGCUCCGUCGCUGGAGCGACUGGGGCGGCAUCUGGACGUUCAUAUGAUACCGUAUGGAUAUGCAAAGACUGAUUACGAAAACGGGCGUUACACGUUCGAAUGCCAACACGGCGAUGUGGAGUGCUACGGGAACAUGCUGCACGCCUGUGCCAUAGACGUCGCACGGAACAACACCAAAGCCGCGCUGUUCAACGCCUGCAUCAUGGAGAGGACAAACGAUUACAACACGCUCAACUACCUCGUCAAUUGGUGUGGCCACCAGCACAAUAUUUCCGCAAACGCUAUAUGGGAGACUAUGAACACCGGCAGAGCCGCAAUACUUCUAAAGGGCUACGGGGACGAGACGCAUGCCCUACGACCUCGCUACGUGCCCUACGUGGUGCUCGACGGGGCCGUCGCGGACUCCGUCACGACCAACCAUCUCGGCUACUUCGCUUGUAGACUACUCAACCCAAGACUGAGUGCUUGUGAUGCUAACUACGGGCACGAGACGAAUGCGCUAAGACCUCGCUACGUGCCCUACGUGGUGCUCGACGGGGCCGUCGCGGACUCCGUCACGACCAACCAUCUCGGCUACUUCGCUUGUAGACUACUCAACCCAAGACUGAGUGCUUGUGAUGCUGUAUAG